Molecule: messenger RNA, 2871 nt
Organism: Lepisosteus oculatus (spotted gar)
Lineage: Eukaryota; Metazoa; Chordata; Actinopteri; Semionotiformes; Lepisosteidae
Source: RefSeq, a predicted model, not a curated record
GAAAACAACGGCAUAAUGAAUUAAUUGUUCUCAUUGAGACACACCAUAAAACACCUAAACCACACAUUUUCUAACAUUUCCAAAACAAUCACAAUACUCAUCGUCGCCAAUUCCUCUACGUGCCGUUCUAGUCAUGAACAUUUUUAAAUGAGCCCUGAGGUUGAACCAGGAGCCCGCAUAAAAACUACGGUACUUCCUGGAAGUAAUCAAGAAUAAUAAUAGUAAUAUGGACUUAAAUUGGUGUGGAAGUGGGAGUGUAGGUCUCCCUUUAUAUCUCUGGAAGAUAUAAAAUAAAAGUAAAUAAGAUUAUUGAAACAAGCAUGGCUGUGGAGCACUAGUGAUUUUGGAGUCUGAACAUAAGUUGUCCUUCCCUGUUGCUGACUGAGGAUGAGCCAGCUGAAGUAUGCAUACCAGGAUAUUCAGCCAGUGGCCCUGUGCAUUCCUGAGGAGACCACCACUUCCAGGUUGUACUCCAGCACGGUAGAGGGGGUGGAAGGGCAGGUUUCCAGUCUGGUGGAGAUGUUCCUCGUGGAGGUCUACCGGUGUCGAGUCUGCCAGUUCACCAGCAGCCUGAAGAGCAAGAUCAGUUCCCAUGUGAUCGAGCGCCACGAGCUGGGCAGGACGUGCCUCCCAAUAAACUGCCUCGAGAAAGACGAAGGGGAUCGGCCGGUGGAAGAGGAGGAGAUGGGUCGGGGCUCCCCCUACUGUGUGGAGGAUGAACUGCAGUCCGAUAGCAAGGAGAGUGAAGACAACAUGGAUGUGAGCCUGGAGCGGAUGUCCUUCCUGCUGCCCAUGUAUGGGAUGUUGCACAAUGUUAGCCCUCAGUCAUGUGACAUGGGUCUCAGUACCAACAGUGAUGGCCUCCAUGUGGCACACAACUGUGAGGUGAGCACUCUCUUUGAGGAAGGGGAGGAGUCCGGUCAAUUCCGUCUGGAGGAUCAAACUUCCAUAGAGUCUGGCCCCCUGUCCUGUCCAAUGGACUCCACAGUUGGGUCCACUUGCGAGGACCAGGAUGAAGAGAUGGCUCAGUCAGCUCACCUCAUGUCUCUGGGCCUCUGCAGGAUCUCAAGCAUGAAAACCCACCCCUUGAUCUCUGAGCCAAGUAAGGCCCUGCAACAAGCACAGGAGCCUCCCGACGGCCCUGCCAAAAAGGAGGAAGUUUCCUCAUCGCUCCCAGGUUCCCUGAAGGGCCAAGACAGCCAGGACACUGAGAAGAAGACCUUUUUGUGUUCCCUUUGCAAUCUGGACUUUGCCUCCAAACACCUUCUUGAGGUGCACCUUAAAUGCCACGAUGGGGAGCAGGGCUUCAGGUGUCUGAAGUGUGACUUGUUUGUGUUGGAGUGGUCGUCUAUGGAGAAGCACCUGCAGGGGCAUGGGAAGGAACAGAGGUCCCACCGGUGUGGAGUCUGUCAGAAAACAUUCAGGAAGGCAAAGUCAAGGGACUCCCACCAGAGCAGGCACAGCAAAGCCCAGACGCCGACUCAGUGUGCUCUCUGUCCGGCGCUGUGCCCUUCGGAGCAAGAGAGGGAGCAGCACGCUGCCUGCCACUUCCAGGACACUUUUAAAUGUCUACACUGCAGCUUCACAGGUAGUGCCCUCAAAUCUCACUCAUCAGCCGGUCAUUGCCUAUGUAAUCUUAAGGCACACUUGAUGACACAUGGGAGCUCCCCUCGUAUUCUGCGCCACCUGUGCGGCGGGCUGUUCCGGAACUGGUCGGACACAGAACAGAACUGCAGUGAAAUUCCUCAGAAAAAGAAAAAAAGGAGGACGACGAAAAGGUUGCAGGCCCAAAACAGCAGAAAGAAUGUAUCUAAGACACACCAGGAGACAGCCAGAGAGAAAAAAAGAAUGAGGAAAGAGUUCUGCUGCUCUCUGUGUGACAGGAAGUUCUCCUCAAAACUGGCCUUGCGAAGACACAUGGGAAUCCACAGUGGGGUGAAGCCCUUUGAAUGUGAGGACUGUCAGUACAAGACCAGGUUGAAGGCUUCCCUCAUUCAACACAUGAGAAUCCACACAGGUGAGAAGCCGUUCAAAUGUAGCCAGUGUUCCUAUGCCUCCAUAGAUGCCAGCUCCUUGCGGAGACACUCCAGGAUACACACUCAGGAAAAACCUCACCAGUGCCAGCAUUGCCCCUACAGCUGCAUCCAGAAGAAGAGCCUGGAUCUUCAUGUGCGGAGGCAUCACACUGGAGAGGCCUUCUCCUGCCACCUCUGCCCCUACACCUCCCCAGACAAGCAGCUGAUUCACAGGCACAUCAAGAGGCAUCACUCCAGCUCCGCUGGCAGCACCUAGGCAGCUCCCCCACACUCCCCCCUGACCCUCACAUUUUCCCUUGCCAAGACGGACUUUAUUUUGUUCAUGAAUGUAUGGUACUAAAUGGGUCAGGCUGGCCGGUUCUUGGUAGGCCAAGCAUUUUGAAUGUAUAGACAAGACAGCUGAGCUUCAAACACAGUAAUACCUUUACACUUCCUUCCCCCCUAGGAGGUGAAAAUAACCCAUCCAUCUACCCAGCAUUAGAUGCUUUAUCAAAUUCGGUGUCACAGGAGCCGGAGCAUGGGAAUGGCAAGCAACAGGCACAAGGCAGGAUACACCACGUCAGGACAGCAGUCCAUGACAGGGCAUACACGGAUACAACCAUACACACUCACACCAGGGUCAGUCUUCCUGGAAGUAAAUUAAUCUACUGCACCAGUAUGUGGCUUUGGACAGUGGGAGGAUACUGGAGAACCCGGCAUGAACACGGGGAAAACAUACAAACUACAUGCAGAUAGCACCCCAGACCUGGAAUUGAACCCAGGGCCCCAGCAAAACGAGACAAUAAUGCUAACUACUGCUGCCUAAUAUAACUAUGUACUGUAAACUUGAGGAAAA